AUGUCGGACAAGUUUCGUGUCAAGCGGUACUCCCCGCCUACAGAUACUGCCCAUGAUAAAAAUGCUGAAAAAACUGCUGUUGCUGUUAUAAACCAAUGUAAACAAUAUGACUUCCAAGUAUAUACUAUUCAUUUGUCAGAAUAUGUUCAAUCUCACACAACCUUACCAGAACCCAAUUGUGUGCCUAAAAAUAAGAAUGAGAUGGAAUUACAAGCCUUAUUAAGUAGUAUGUCUGUUACAGUCGGAAAUGAUUUUUUCAUGAAAAUAAAAACUAACCUAUUUAUAAGAGUUGCAAAACAAUUGCAAUGCAAUUAUAUCUUCACAGCUGAAACUACGGCCACUUUGGCUAUAAAUUUGCUGUCAAACCUUACCAUGGGUCGAGGAGAACAAGUUCAGGAUGAUGUUAGUUUUUAUGAUGGAAGAAAUGAUAGGAUCAAAAUACUGCGACCUAUGAAAGACAUUAGUAAAGAAGAACUGGACUAUUAUAUCAGAAUGAAAAAUCUACAUCCAGCAGAACAAAGCAUUAUCCAACCAAACAGCCUGCAGUCUGUGAUUGGGUCAUUUGUUACUGAAUUGCAAGGUAGCUUUCCAGCUACAAUUUCAACUAUUUGCAAAACUGCCGAUAAAAUUGGAACUUCUAACACUGAUCAAUCAAAGGAAAAAUGUGUUCUUUGUAAGAGCUUCCUGAGGACACAAAGCACAAAGUUAACCGCUCUGGAAGCAACUAACUUUUCACGUGUAGUAUCCCUGCAAAGCCCUAACAAUACAGAUUUGAAGACCAUCGAGCAUCAAGUAAACUGCAGUAAUGAGAAAUCCAUGUUUCCUUAUGUGAAUGAUCGUCUGUGUUAUGGUUGUAGCAGAAAUUAUUUAGAAAUUAACAACUCAACAUUACCACGACAUAUUCAUGAUGCUAUUCUAAGUUAAUUCGUUAUUUCUUCCAUUAAACUCGUACAUAAAAAACAUUCAAGAACUACGAGGAACUAAAUUGCCUAUUUUUGUAGGUAGGUUUUUUUUUUUUAAUUAUAAAUGGGCUUACUCUUGACCACAGACUAGCCAAAGGCAAAGACGUGGCCUACGAUGGAGUGAGCUCGCCCAGAAGAUGCCUGUUCACUCUUGAUUUGAAGG
This is a messenger RNA of Leguminivora glycinivorella, 1125 nucleotides long. RefSeq names its product cytoplasmic tRNA 2-thiolation protein 2 (gene Ctu2). Bases 1 to 924 code for a protein of 307 amino acids. The transcript is spliced from 5 exons. Gene Ontology annotation, molecular function: tRNA binding; sulfurtransferase activity. The record is from RefSeq and is a predicted model, not a curated record. Lineage: Eukaryota; Metazoa; Arthropoda; Insecta; Lepidoptera; Tortricidae. Gene Ontology annotation, cellular component: cytosol. Gene Ontology annotation, biological process: tRNA wobble position uridine thiolation.